Molecule: messenger RNA, 1083 nt
Organism: Eutrema salsugineum
Lineage: Eukaryota; Viridiplantae; Streptophyta; Magnoliopsida; Brassicales; Brassicaceae
Product: 60S ribosomal protein L7-2
Exons: 7
Coding region: 153-881 (242 amino acids)
Biological process (GO): maturation of LSU-rRNA from tricistronic rRNA transcript (SSU-rRNA, 5.8S rRNA, LSU-rRNA)
Cellular component (GO): cytosolic large ribosomal subunit
Molecular function (GO): structural constituent of ribosome; RNA binding
Source: RefSeq, a predicted model, not a curated record
AAUGGACCUGAGAAAACAAUUUCAUUGUAAGGCCCAUUGAUAUCCUGCAUAACCCUAAUUUGAGUGAGUAGCAUAUAUAUAAUCGCUCUUCGCCGCAGUGUAUUUCGUCUCUGGAAAUUCCGUUUGAUUCGAGCUCGACAGAGGAAUCGGAAAUGGCAGAAUCGAAGGUUGUAGUUCCGGAGUCGGUGCUGAAGAAGAGGAAGAGAGAGGCGGAGUGGGAUUUGGAGAAGAAGCAGAAUGCUGAAGCUGCCAAGAAGAAGAACGCCGAGAACAGGAAGCUCAUCUACAAAAGAGCCGAGCAGUACUCCAAGGAGUAUGCCGAGAAGGAAAAGGAGUUGAUCUCUUUGAAACGUCAAGCCAAGCUGAAAGGAGGUUUCUAUGUUGACCCUGAAGCUAAGCUUUUGUUCAUCAUUCGUAUCCGUGGUAUUAAUGCCAUUGACCCAAAGACAAAGAAGAUUCUCCAGCUCUUGCGUUUGAGACAGAUCUUCAAUGGAGUUUUCCUCAAAGUCAACAAGGCUACAAUGAACAUGCUUCGUCGAGUUGAGCCCUAUGUGACUUACGGGUUCCCUAAUUUGAAGAGUGUUAAGGAAUUGAUCUACAAAAGAGGAUACGGAAAGCUUAACCACCACAGGGUUGCUCUAACUGACAACUCUAUCGUCGAGCAGGCUCUGGGUAAACAUGGGAUCAUCUGCACUGAGGAUUUGAUCCACGAGAUUCUUACAGUGGGACCUCAUUUCAAGGAGGCCAACAACUUCCUGUGGCCCUUCCAGCUCAAGGCACCGCUCGGUGGCCUGAAGAAGAAGAGAAAUCACUACGUUGAAGGUGGUGAUGCCGGAAACCGUGAGAACUUCAUCAAUGAGCUUAUCAGGAGGAUGAAUUAGAAUGUUUUGUUUGCCAAUCUCAGUCUUAUCUCUGUUAUCUUCACUUGAUGCUUCCUCCUGGAUAAUUUUGAUCUUCUUUAUUAAGUUAAAAGACAUUUUGAGCUUUCUCCUUUGUUUUCUUUGGAUAUUAGUUUGGGCUGUAGACAUCUCCAGUAAUUCUACACUAUCUUUAAUCGGUGUUUUAAGAAAAAGUUUUACUUUA